Molecule: messenger RNA, 1038 nt
Organism: Colletotrichum spaethianum
Lineage: Eukaryota; Fungi; Ascomycota; Sordariomycetes; Glomerellales; Glomerellaceae
Exons: 3
Coding region: 1-1038 (345 amino acids)
Molecular function (GO): protein binding
Source: RefSeq, a predicted model, not a curated record
AUGUCAAGCACCGAACUUGAUUCGGGCAAUCCGGCACUUGAUCCUGUCGAGGAGCUCAGAGGGUCUUUGGCGAAUCUUUAUGAAAAUGCGGAAUAUUCGGAUCUCACAAUUGCCAGCCUCGACACUGAGUAUCGCGUUCACAAAGCCAUUGUGUGCCCUAGAUCUGACUACUUUGCUGCCAAGAUUCGAGACCCAAAGUCCAAGGCUGCCAUAGAAGGCUUCCUAAGCCUGCCAGAUGAUGAUCCCCAGGCUGUUGGAAUGGUUAUUCGGUAUUUCUACCAUCUAGACUAUCCAGCUGGGUCUCACCAAAACGGGCAUGCGCAAGUGAACGGUCACGCCAAUGACCACACGAAUUCUAGUCAUGACGAUGAAUUCAAUGGCUCUAUCAAGUCGGAAGAUCAGACACAUGACAGAGACACCAAAUCAGGAGAGCACAGCGAGCCGCUGGACGAUUUUCUUCCACCACAGCCCCAGCGACUCAGCAAGAAGAAGCAGAAGAAACGUGGCAAAGCUCAUGCCAAGCAAGAAAACGGCACCAAUGGGUCUUCUGACCCCCAAGGCGAAGCUCUGUCAUCGCCCGCCACCCAAGAGAUGCCUACUUUGAACCAGACCCAGGAAAAUCACAGCGAAGGAGGAGGUGCUGUUUUGGACGUCAAUGCACCGCCCAGUCUUCAAAUGGAGAAUGGUAAUCCUGCCGGUUCGGGCAACAAAAACCUCGUAUUACACGCAAACGUAUAUGCGCUCUCGAGAAAGUACGGUAUCUCAGGACUACGAUCAUUAGCUUUUGACAAGUUUCAGACAGAAGCCGACAACCAAUGGGACACGGAGGAGUUUCUCCACGCAGCAGAGAAGGUGUACACAUCUUGCUCGGAUGGUGACGAUGAUCGAAAGAUGAAGGAUGUUGUUGUUGGAAUGAUUUGCAGUCACGGUGAGCUGAUGGAUAAGGUUGAGACGCAGAAAGUCAUGCGAACUCUUCCAAAGGACUUGAUGUAUGACAUCCUGCUGCAGGUAAGACAACAGGGAGGGUUUACUAGAUAA